AUGUCAAGAGAAAGAGUUCCGCCAAUAAGACUGAAGGAUGGCAUGAGAAUACCGAUCAUAGGUUUGGGUACUUAUAAUAUACGGGAUCAGAAAGUGAUGGAUCGAGUGAUAGAAGACGCGGUCGAUGUUGGCUACAGACACAUAGACACGGCGUUUGAGUACAAUAACGAGGGUUUGAUUGGAAAUUCAUUACAAAAACUAUUCGACAAAAAGAAGAUAAAACGAUCCGAUAUUUUCAUAACGAGUAAAGUGUGGAAUACUUACCACAGAAGAAGAAAAGUGGUCGAAGGCAUGAGAGCGUCGAUCAAUAAUCUUGGUUUAGAUUAUUUGGAUUUAGCAUUAGUUCAUUGGCCGAUGGCUUACAGAGAGGGCGAUGAAAAUCACCCAAAACAGGCAAACGGAUCCUCAGCUGAUUUGGACAUAAGUGUUGUCGAGACGUGGAGGGGAAUGGAGGACGCGUACAAAUUGGGAUUAGUUAAAAGCAUCGGGGUCUCUAAUUUCAACUCAGAACAAUUAACUCGUGUCUUAAGAGAUACUCAUAUCAAACCUGUUGUAAAUCAG
This is a messenger RNA of Medioppia subpectinata, 561 nucleotides long. The record is from the annotation of a GenBank genome assembly. Lineage: Eukaryota; Metazoa; Arthropoda; Arachnida; Sarcoptiformes; Oppiidae.